Drosophila ficusphila is the source of this 1088-nucleotide messenger RNA. RefSeq lists its product as uncharacterized. NCBI's taxonomy places the organism in Eukaryota, Metazoa, Arthropoda, Insecta, Diptera, Drosophilidae. The transcript has a single exon. The record is from RefSeq and is a predicted model, not a curated record. The coding region runs from base 144 to 908 and encodes 254 amino acids.
AAAAGUUCCAUGGAUUUGCUAUCAAAAAGUGUAUUCGUCUCUACCUGAUUACCACAUUUAUUUUCUAAGGCUACGAUUACUUUUUCCUUUAUUCGUUGCAAUUUACAAGAAAUUUUAUCUUUUGUAACUAAUUUCGAAAUCAAAUGGCCCAAAAUAUCAUAUCAACCCGCAAGUCGAAGUCAACUCGUUUGGAGAUGCCGCCAAUGUCGCCGACUUAUCGACAGUACGAUAACGAUUACGGAUUGCCCAAGGAUAAGAUCCCAAAGAUGAGCAAAAGGCGGAGCAACAAGUCAUCUAUGCAGCCAUUCGAGGAACCGCCAAUCUUCGUAAAUGAUAAAAUUAAAAACCAUUGUGAUCAUCUACCUCGCCCAUCUAAGAAUCCGAUCAAAAGAACUGAAGGAAGUGUAUCCAUGUCGUCAAAAUAUCAAAGCAGAGAUAACAUGAGCAACAUAUCAUCAAAAACCGUUGAUUCCUCGGUGACCACAGGAAGUUUUCGAAAACGAACACCCAACGAGAUAAAAGAGCAGAAGGAAUCGAAAGAAAUCAAGGUAAAUAAGGAGGCCAAACAAAUUCAAGAUUUUAGGGAUACCAAAGAAUUCAAAGAGUUUAAAGAACACAGGGAACACAAGACAGGCAAAGAGCCAAGGGAAUCAAAAGAACCCAAAGAAAUAAAGGAACACAAGGAAUCCAGAGUUAAGGGAGGGGCUAAAUCACCCACUAUUAGCCAUCGCACCUCUCGUCAUAACACCAACCACACAAAGAACUACUUCGACAAGUACCUUAAGUUCGCCUUCGAUUUGACCACUCCUGAAGGAGUCCGAAAGCUGGAGGAACACUUCUUUCCCAACCAACCUCUUGGCCAGGAUCCAAAUGCCACUGGCAGCUCGAACCUAAAUCGACAGGAAUAAAUUGAGCCUGAUCUGGAUCUGUUCCAAAACUAUAUUACACUCUUUAAAGCCGAAAGGAUUUCAAAAUUCUCAAGUAUUUAACAAUGUGAUUUUUAAAUUGCAGCCAAAUUAUAAUCUUAAAAUUAUAUUGGAAUGUGAAAAGUUUUAAGAGUUAAUAAAUCUCAAACUUACAAACGUUAA